AUGCUGCUGCGCCUGGUGCCCGAGUUCGAGCUGCGGAGGGACGUGCUGCCCUGGCUGGCGGAGCGGGGCUGCGCCGCGGCUCUAGACACUUCUGAGAAUUCAUCAGCAUUCUACGUUGUAAAUGUUGAAAGAAAUGGAAAAAUUAUUUAUACCUGGAAGGGAAACCAGAGAAACACUCACAUUGGAUUGUAUGAUCUUCAAACGAAGCAAAACGAGCACCUCUAUAUGUUUGAGAAGAAUCUGCACAUAAUCAGCUGUUCAAUCAACAAUGAAAGGACCUUAUUGGCAGUCAGCUUCUGUCAAUAUACAGAGGAAGAAAGAGCAACUCAGCUCUUACAGUCAGUGUCCAAGUAUUUAACCUUGCUAAUUGAAAUUCAUCCCAUUAAUAAUGUGAGAGUGCUAAAGGCUGUGGAUAGCUGUGUUCGAGUACAGUUUCUUUAUCCAGUUGAAGGCAGAAAUGCUUCCAGAGAAAGUCGUCUCUUGCUAGUUUCAGAAGAUAAAUAUAUUGAACAAUUUGACAUUCAUGUUGUUGCAGAAGAAGAACACAAAGUGGUGAUUCAGAAGUCAGGUCAGCUUCCAAGAGCCAGAGUUGCAGAUGACCUCGUUUGGGCACAGUGGGAUAUGAUGGAGCAAAGACUCUUCUACAUUGUUCCAAAGGAAUCAAAGAGUACUUUAAGGUGUGUCCAGUUUUAUCCUGAGGAAAAUUUUAAUUCAAUACUGGAAUCACACCUGGAUAUUGCUGUAAAUGACACACAAUUAAAACUUGUGAAUUUUGGAUAUGAUUACUGUCAAGAUCAAGAUGUUGCAUCUAAAUCUUUGAAAAACCUUCAGGUUUUCACAAGUAAAGCAGGAGGCUUGUGUGUGUGUUGUAGUCUAGUCUCUGAUAUUCCUCAUGAGAUCAUAUACUCCAUAUAUUUUCUACAUAAAGGUUACAACAAAACUUUUACAGUUUCUCUAGAAAGAGCAGAAUCUCAUCAAUUGAAGGAAGUGGCUUUUAUGAAUCUUGACUAUUAUGUGGCUGCUUAUUUGCCUGGCCAGUUCCUGCACCUCCUGAACAUUCAACAUCCUGACAUGCUGUGCUAUAGUUUGUUUCUGACAGGUGAGGAUGCAAGAAUUGACACGUUACAAAACUGUUCCAUCCGGUGCCCAUGGGUGUCAGCAGCCCUGGACUGCAGUGCAGGAAGUCUGUACCAUGUGAGCAUCAGUGACAGUGCCUUGCUGCAGCUCCUACACCAGAGCAAACGAGACUGUGAGAGAUUGGCAGCUCUGCAUUGUGCCCUGCUCUACUUCCAACACACAGAAGAUCUGGAAAUGCAGAUUAUUCAAUGGAUUUCUGAGAACCUGUCAACAUGUCAUUCUUUUGACCCCAUUCAAGAAUUUAUCAUUGCCUCCCUGUACUGCAGACUGUGUCCAGAAACUGAGAACCUGGAUAAACUCCUGCCCUACACAUCACUGCAGGACUGGAUUGGGGCUGUCCCUGGAGUAAUAUGUGCCACAGACAUUAUUUCUCUGCCUGUGUUAGAGUUCCAAAACUCCAAAGGCUUCUGGGAGAAACUCAACUCCAACCUGGAGAGUGUGAAGUAUGCAGAGCCACACUUGCACUACCACAGUAAGGUGCUCAGGAGGGAAUGGUGCAACCUUUCAGAAGAGAGAGAGGAGAGAAGAACCACAGCAUAUUUGAGGAAUAUUUUUGAAAAUGCCAAAAAGGUGCUUUCUCAUCUGGACACUUGGGACUCUGGGGCAAGGCUGGUCCCUCUCUUUGAGGAGGAGGAUUAUCAGCAGCAGCUGCUCAUGGGACUGUAUGCACUGGAAGAUCACAGCAGUGAAGAGCAGAUCAACCCUGUCCUGUCCACAUCUGAGGCAAAUUUCCUUCUUUGCAGUGGUCUCCCUGUUUCCAAGUUUUGCCUCUCAUUCUCUGCACCUUCUCUACAUUCCUUCCUCUCUGUUUAUUCAGACAGAUCCAAAAAACAGAUGGUUGCUCAGCUGAAGGAUCACCUUAUGAGACAUCUACAAUAUGUUGGAAAAAAGAAGAUUGACCAAAUAGUUUUGGAUUAUGUUGCAAACCUGCUGAAUCUGGUGCAUCGAAUAAUGAAAGAAGUUUGGAGGAGAUACCAGCUUCAUUCCUGUAUCUUCUGCUUUGAUGAGAGAGGAAGUGCAGCAGAGUUUGCGGUGUUCCACAUCAUGAGUCGGAUUCUGGAAGCAGCAAAUGGCAUGUGCAUGCCUUUACCUCCUGGUUUUCACACUCUGCACCUGGGACUUGGUGUUCGAUGUCUGCCUCUGCACACCCUCCUGCACUACAUUGACAAUGGCAUCUUGCAAUUGACAGAAACGUGUGUCAGGAAAUUGCUGAGAGAUCUGGAUGACACUGAACAGAAUGAAAAGCUGAAGUUUAGUAUUGUCAUGAGGCUUCCAGAGGCUCUUGGUCAAAAGGUCCGCCAGUACUGGAAUCAUCCGAUAAAUGCCAAUUUCAUAGCACGGAAAUAUGUGAAACUCUUGCUUGAGAAGCUGGGAAACAGGCAGUGCAGCAGGCCUGUCCCUGAGAGACUCUCCUUCCCUGUGGAGUUUCUGCCACUGAACUACCUGACUAACAUGCUGGCAGAGAUAGAGAAUCAAGGUGUGCAUCCAUAUGAAAACCAAGACCAUGUAAAUGCAAGAUUUGUAGAGGAAACAGCACUCAAGCACACUAUGACACUUCUGGGCCUCAAAUACUCCUGAAAUAGCAUGCUGUUGAAGAAGGCUGUCAAAUGUGGUGCCUCUGUAAAAGUAUUUAUUUAAAUGAAAUGUUGUUUCCAAAAUAACCUGCAGUUUUGGGCAGUCACCAGUACUGACAUGAGCUACUAAAAGAGUGUUUGGUCCAACAAACUGAGGUUGAAAUUACUGACUUCUAGAUAAGUCCUAGAGAAAUGCAUUUGACAUAACCCUAGGUUUGAAAUAUAUCUCUGGGUUCAUUUUGAAGUAGAACAACAGUGUCAAAACAUGCUGUGAAAAUUGGUAUAAAUGUCACUUCUUUUAACAAGACAAUGCUGGAAAAGGCAGUCCAGUUGCAGGGUUACGAGAACUAGUAACUGUUUACUUGGAUUAAUAAAAGGAUUUCUUGGUGUGAUUGUGUAAAGCAGGUAAGAAUAACAGAUGACCUUUUAUGUCAGGCCUGAGUGAAGAGAUAGUCAUUCCUUGUUGGUGGUAUCAAUUAUCUUAUGGUACUUCUGCUUCUGAAGCUGCAUUCUAAUAUUUUCAGUUUUGUAAUUAGCACAAAAUGUAAUCUCUUUAAAGUGCACGUGACUUUGUGCACAGAUUUUGUUGAGGGUUUGUUUGUUUAUUUGAGGUUUUUUCCUUGUUUUUUAAAGAUAUGUAUAAUAUAUUGUAAGUAAACAGUAUAAGAAAAAAGCUUUAGAAAUUGAUCUUAACAUUGGCUUGCAGAGAGUUUUACAUAAACUUUUAGUGUUACAGUUCAAACUUCAGCUUCAGAAAGAAAUUAGGCAGGCUGUUUUUCCUUUGUUUUCAACUUCUGCUUGUAUGUAACUGAGCCAAUGUUGUUUACUCUUUUGUUUUAAGUUCUGAACUGUGACAUUAAUUUCAAAUAGGAAUAGCAAUGUGCUACACAGAGAAAAUUGCCAAGUUGUGCCAUGCAGGAUUUCUGCAGCCUUUUUUGGCUUUAAAAAAAACCUUUACAAAAUUCCAGACUAUUAAACUAGACAAACUCAUUAAUAUUUUAUACAUUUGGGAGGUUUUCAAAACAACCUCUGACCUCUCUCUGAGUGGUUUCCAUUGAUGCUCCCUGUUCCUGAGCAGUGAAAUAAAAAGAUCCAGUUCCUUGUCAUUGCCACCAGUGAAGCUUUAGCUUUCUUAGUGACUGCAUAGUGAGAAGAAAAACAUUUCUCUUAACAUAACUAGAAUUUCUCUGGCAAGUGUAAACUCCAGUCCCAGACUGCAGAAAGCCAUGUUGUGUGUGGCUAUAAGUGAUGGACACUUUGUACUAUAUUAAUAACAGGAGAAGUUUUCCUAGCCUUUUCUUUUUAACGAAUGUAUUUUAACAUACCUUCAGAUGCAAUAAAACUUUACCUGGAAAAAAUUUAA
Melospiza melodia melodia is the source of this 4074-nucleotide messenger RNA. It is a transcript of the gene GSAP, whose product is annotated as gamma-secretase activating protein. Gene Ontology annotation, biological process: positive regulation of amyloid-beta formation. The transcript is spliced from 32 exons. The record is from RefSeq and is a predicted model, not a curated record. Bases 1 to 2715 code for a protein of 904 amino acids. Gene Ontology annotation, cellular component: trans-Golgi network. NCBI's taxonomy places the organism in Eukaryota, Metazoa, Chordata, Aves, Passeriformes, Passerellidae.